AUGUCUUUUGAAAUACUGAAAGUAGAGAAUUUUCUAUUGCUUUUUUGUAUUCCCUACUGCUUCUCGUUAUCUACAUCAGACGUAAAAAUCACUGAUGAUGGUGGUUACACGGGAGUUGUAAUUGCAAUUAACUCAAAAAUAGAAGAAAGCGAUAAUCUAAUCGAAGCCAUCAAGACGACAUGGACAGAAGCGUCUCGAGAUUUAUACGUGGCAACGAAAAAUUUGGCGUACUUUAAAGAAAUCACAAUUCUAUUACCAAGAACCUGGAAUAAGAUUGACAGAGAUCCUGUAUUGGGUAAAGAAAAUUACGACCAGGCGGAUGUCAUCAUAGCCCCAGAAAACCCGAGCUAUGGAGACUCCCCAUACACAUUGCAAUAUGGUGGAUGCGGAGAGCCUGGAAUUUACACUCAUUUCACCCCUGAAUAUUUGCAAAAUGAGGAAAUUAUCGAUGAUUAUGGAAAAAAAGGGAAGGUAGUUGUGCACGAAUGGGCGCAUUAUAGGUGGGGAGUGUUUGAUGAAACCUCGAGCAAUUCUCCGUUUUAUUGGGAUCCGAAUAAAGAUGGAAGUAAUGGACCCGAAGCGACCAGAUGUCCAUUGUCAAUGAACGGGGAAGUUCGAGACCUAAAUUCAAUAAAUGUUGAAAGGAAAUGCACCCUCGCGGAUAUAGACCCUGUAACAAACACAUAUCCGGACAAUUGCCUGUUUUUUCCAUACGAAGAUCAGUUUUACCAUCCCAACUCUUCAAUGAUGUGUUAUCAGUAUAUGAAAGAGGUAACAACGUUUUGUGAAGAUGGUUCAAAUGCCAAUCCUAAUAAUUUGCACAAUCCGUAUGCGCCGAAUGACCAGAACCGCUUAUGCAACAUGAAAAGUACGUGGACUGUAAUCAUGGAAUCUGAAGACUUCAUGGAUGUUAAUAAUAAGCCUUCUAUUCAUGUUGCUGACACUAGACCAAUAUUCAAAAUAGUCAGACCUCAAGAACAGAGAUUUGUAUUGGUGUUAGAUUCUUCGAGAAGUAUGGAAGGGUACAAACAGGAUGAGAUGAGAACUGCAGCGUAUAAUUUUAUCACUGUGGCAGUUCCGCGCGGUAGCUACGUUGGGAUCGUAGAAUUUGGAACGGAUGCAACCACACUGAGCGAAUUGAAAGUUAUGAAUUCGUCGGAAGCUCGGGAAACUAUGACGUCAUUGCUCCCGACAACGACAGGCGGUCAAACUUGCAUCGGAUGUGGAAUUAGGAAAGGCAUAGAAGUUCUUGAAAAAUUGAGCAAUCCAGCAGGUGGGCACAUUAUUGUUAUCACGGAUGGUUGGGGUUUUGCAGUUGACGAAGUAUAUGAUGACGUCUUGACUAAGGGCAUCGUGGUCAGUGCCAUAUACAUAAAAAUUUACGCACGACAAAUUUUAUCCACGUUAAGUAUUGAGAGUGGCGGAUCUUGGUAUUACACAGAAAACGAAGAAGACAUGCAACAAGCAUUAAAAGAAGUUGCAUCCUUCGGCGACAAGGAAAGCAACUCCCAUCAGAUUCAAAGUAAAUCGUUCUACCUACCUCAAGGACGAGAUUUCACAUCUGAAGUAUUCAUUGACCAUAGCAUCGGACUUGACACUAGUUUUGUAUUCACUUGGUCCAAAAAUUCUCUGUCUCCACCCAUAGUACAUAUAAACAGCCCUUCGGGUUGCGUUUACACGAAUGCUAAUAUUUCUGAUGAAAGUAUUUGCAACAGUGGGUCAGAAUACAUCUUAUCUCCUGAAUUUCUUUCUAUCAAAUUCAGCAUACUGGGAAAUGCAGAGGCCGGAAAAUGGGCUUACUCUGUCAAGCCGUCAACAAAUGAGCCACAAGAUAUGACGUCAUCUGUGACCUCAUCGUCGUCUGGUGAAAGCGUCGAUCCCAUUGUGGUCUCUUCUGGCAUUAGUAAUACAGAUGUAACAGGUGGUUCUUCUACUGUCGUCUACGCCAAAGUGACUCAAGGAUACAAACCGAUUCUCGGCGCUAUUGUCGAAGCAACUGUCAGCAGGCCAUCUGGAGGGCCGGUUGUUAUGAACUUAUAUGAUAAUGGCGCGGGAGCCGAUAUUAAUUCUAAUGAUGGAAUUUAUUCGAAAUAUUUUACUGAAUAUUCCGGUAGAGGAAAUUACGCUGUCAAGGUUGAAGUAAGAUAUCACAACCAAUCAUCAGUUGCGAGAAGCAAAAGUACAUCAAGAGCAAAUUAUAAACCUGGAGUCAUUUCUGUCGAUGGUUCGGUAUCAGUAAACCCACAUGGAGUAACGGGACCUGAAGGCAACUCGGAAGGAGGCGGAGAAAGCCAGGCUGAAGACGUCGGUGACUUUACCAGAGUAGUUUCGACCGGUGGAUUUAGCUAUACUGGCCCCAGUACGGCUGAAGACACAAUUCCACCAGGGAAAAUUGUUGAUUUAAAGAUACAGCAAAAAAAUUUGAGUGAUCCAUUUGCAGGGGUGAUAUUAACGUUUACAGCUCCAGGCAAUGACUAUGAUGCGGGAACAGCAUCGCGCUACGAUAUCAGUUACACCUAUGAUGAUCCCUCUUUGCUGGUGAGCAAUUUCUACGAUAAUGUCAUGGUUACCGAAUCGCAUAUCAUUGAAGGCGAUUUGAACGCACCGUCUAAUGCUGGCUCUUCUGAAACGAUGAUAAUCCAAACUCCGAUUGCAAGUAACAGCCAGACCACAUUAAGACUCGCGAUUGCUGUAAAGGCUGUGGACAGUUCUGGGAACGUUGCAGAAACAUCUAAUGUUCCAGUGAUUAACUUUUUUGUUGCGCCACCCGGAUCUCCAACUGUACUUCCCCCAGGCGAAUCAGAGGCAGUCACAACUACCAAGUCGUGCUAUUGUCCAGUGUGCGAUCCAAACACCAAUACCUACAUAUUACUGACGGUGAUUUUAACUGCAACCACAGCGGCGUCAGUGACCGCCGCAAUAGUACUUGGAAUACUGUUAUGUCACGCCAACAAGCGAAUGAAAAAGAAGGGACGAUCUCACAUGGAAGGAAUCACGAAUUCUCCUUACGCGACCGACGGAGAAUCUGCAACAGUCACAAGCUUCACAACGCGGACCGAGUGAAUCAGAGUUUUCCAUUUAUGUUCAGUGUAGCUUCAAGGUUAUUUUUUGUUCCUUGGUAUAUUCCCACAAUAUUUGACGACGCACAAUAAAAUAUAUUUGUGCGAUACACAGCUGUGUAAUAGGGCAGUUGUGAACUUGUCAUAGUCCAGAUA
Messenger RNA from Styela clava, 3215 nucleotides. Its product is annotated as calcium-activated chloride channel regulator 1-like. Lineage: Eukaryota; Metazoa; Chordata; Ascidiacea; Stolidobranchia; Styelidae. The record is from RefSeq and is a predicted model, not a curated record.